AGUAGUCCAGCCUUCACACACCGGUUAAAUAAGCUCAUGUCAGAGACACAGCACUGGUAUAUAGUGAGCUCAUUAACAGUGUGAGGACUCCCUGCCGCUCCACACACACACACUCACACACACACAGCGCUGCGCACUCCUCCAGACCUGCUCCACGAGGCUGAUCUGGGGUCUGUCUCUCUGGUAGAGAGGUAGAGAGGGCCCAGGCUAUUUCAUCUGCUUUUUUUUCUCUUUUUCUCCGCCAACAACACUGGAUCCGUCAGAAUAUUUCCACCUUUGAAAAAUCUCUUGUGACCAACAAGUCUGCACUUGAACUGGACAUCUAAAAACGUGUCCCUCUUUUUUUUUUUUUGCUUUUAUUUUUCUUUUGUAUUUUUUUGUUUUAUUUUUUUUUGUUUUAAUGGUACCAUGUCGUCUUUGCCAGGAACGGUCCCGCGGAUGAUGCGCCCGGCUCCCGGUCAGAACUACCCGCGCACCGGAUUCCCUCUGGAAGGUAGGCUGUAUCCAGCGGAGCAGCAGCAGCUGAUGAUGAUGUCCACUCCUCUGGGCCAAGGUCGGGUGAACCAGCUCGGAGGAGUCUUCAUCAACGGCCGGCCGCUGCCCAACCACAUCCGACACAAGAUAGUGGAGAUGGCCCACCACGGGAUCAGACCCUGCGUCAUCUCCAGACAGCUGCGCGUCUCUCACGGCUGCGUCUCCAAGAUCCUCUGCAGGUACCAGGAGACCGGAUCCAUCCGGCCAGGAGCCAUAGGAGGCAGCAAGCCCAGGCAGGUAGCCACGCCGGACGUGGAGAAGCGGAUCGAGGAGUACAAGCGGGACAACCCGGGCAUGUUCAGCUGGGAGAUCCGGGAUAAACUGCUGAAGGACGGGGUGUGUGACAGAAGCACAGUCCCUUCAGGUGAGGCCUCCUCUGUGAGUUCGAUCAGCCGCGUGCUUCGAGCUCGAUUUGGAAAAAAGGACGAUGAGGACGAGUGUGACAAAAAGGAUGAAGACGGAGAAAAGAAAACCAAACACAGCAUCGACGGCAUCCUCGGCGACAAAGGCAGUCGGAUGGAUGAAGUGUCAGACGUGGAGUCGGAGCCUGACCUCCCCCUGAAGAGGAAGCAGCGCAGGAGUCGGACCACGUUUACGGCGGAGCAGCUGGAUGAGCUGGAAAAGGCUUUCGAAAGAACUCACUACCCCGAUAUCUACACCAGGGAGGAGCUGGCCCAGAGGACCAAACUCACUGAGGCCAGGGUCCAGGUUUGGUUCAGCAAUCGAAGGGCCAGGUGGCGAAAACAAGCCGGAGCCAAUCAGCUAGCAGCGUUCAACCACCUGUUGCCGGGUGGAUUUAAUCCCACAGGGAUGCCAACGCUUCCUACGUACCAGCUGCCAGAGUCCAGCUACCAGACCAACACUCUGUCCCAAGACGUUGGUGGUACACUUCACCGUCCCCAGCCAUUGCCUCCGUCCACCAUGCACCAGAGCGGUCUGUCCAGCACUGACAGCGGCUCCGCCUACGGUCUGGCCUCCAACCGCCACGGCUUCUCCAGCUACUCCGACUCCUUUAUGACCUCUGCAGCACCGAGCAACCAUGUCAACCCUGUCAGCAACGGACUCUCCCCACAGGUGAUGAGCAUCCUGAGUAACCCCAGUGGCGUUUCCUCGCAGCAACAACACGACUUCUCCAUCUCUCCGCUCCACAGUGCCUUAGACUCCUCUCCAUCCAACACCAUCUCAGCCAGCUGCAGCCAGCGUUCAGCCGAGGCCUCCAUUAAGACGGUGGACAGCCUUUCAUCAUCCCAGUCCUACUGCCCCCCCACAUACAGCACCACCAGCUACAGCAUGGACCCGGCUGUGGCUGCCGCCGGCUACCAGUACAGUCAGUACGGCCAGACAGCUGUGGAUUACCUGGCAAAGAACGUCAGCCUGUCCAGUCAGCGCAGGAUGAAGCUGGCCGACCACUCAGCUGUACUGGGACUGCUGCAGGUUGAGACUGGCCAGGCCUACUAGUACUCACCUGACAUGCAUGCAACACGACACCUGGUCACCAGCACAACCCGCAUCUCCUGCUGCCAUCCAAUACAAAUCUCCCAGAGACCAUAUGUGUGUGUGUGUGUGUGUGUGUGUGUGUCAUACAUUGACUAUACAGUACAUUGGGCUGAUGUUUAGCUUUUUUAUACUUUAUUCCAUUUUAGUGUUUCUCCAGGAUUUAACGAUUGAAUGAUGCAGCUGUCCAAGCUUUAAACAUACCCCCGUGGGACCAAACAAAUCCACAAAAAAAGGAUUUUCACUGUUUUUUUUAUUUGUUGUUUAUAUUGCACUACAUUUUGUACACAGCAUUGGUGGAAUCUAACUUUACUGGCUAACUAUAAACUAGUGAUAUAAAAAAUUACUAUGUGAACCGUCAUUUUAGACUGGGUGUAACCUGUGACCUGCUAUUUAAAAUAUAUUUCACAAAAAAACAGCUCUUCUGUGGGUCAGUAAACAACAAAAUGAUGCAUUAUAGUGAUCCUGUAACGGUGCUUUCAGACUGAAUGCCAAGCACCCAUUUUUGUGUCAAUCCACCACGGCACCCAGAGUGAAUUCACAUCCAAUUCGCAUCCAUUGUGUCGUUGAAUUGACAUUAAAUACAAUUGCACACUUCAAAAAACUCCUUGCAUUCAGUCUGAACGCACCUUAAAGGGUGCACAGUCCGGUUACUCCGCUAAGUCACCGCCAUGAUCACUCAUUUUGAGUUUCGUUUAUUGACAUAUAUUUCUGGUUGUGAUGUCAGACAACUGCACAUGUGAUUUGAUUAUGGCUCAUGAAUUCUACCUCAAAUUUAAGUGUGUUGUACUUCUGACCGCACACUGCGUCACAGAUGGGUGGGGAGAAUUUAAACCACUGAAGGUCAGCAAAAAAAAAAAAAGAUUUUGAGCUGCUGUCUUUAAAAUAUUGCAACCCAAAUAGACAGUUUGGUCCUGGCUGAGUUUUAAACCUUUUUUUUUCACCUUGAAUAAAAUGCCGGGGCAACUCUAUAUACUUCAUAUUUUUUAUGUGGAACUGGUCAACUUUAUAGAUACAGCACAAGAUAUUGGCAGCUUAAAAAGAAAAAAAGAAACGUGUCAGCCUUCAGGAACCCAUGUGUGCAUGUGUGUGUAAGUAUGUGAGGGAGAUAAACACCUCUGUAGCAGACUGAUAUGGACUAAUUCAGCUAUUCCUGAAGAGAUGCAGUCCCUCUUAUCAACAACAAGACCUCCUGAAGAGCUUUGGCAAUAGUUGGAGGUCAAACAAGCUCCUGACUGAGCAGCUGACAUUCAGUGUGACUAUCAAUUCCCCCUUGGUAGUACAGCCGGACAUUUCUCCAGGCAGCUUGGUACUAAACAUUACAGUUCUUUUCUUCAUUUUCAUUUCUUUUUAUUCUAGUUCAUUUAAUGUUUACUUCUUGCAUUUAUCUUUGAAAACAACCACUGGGGUGUACUAUGAUGCGCCAACAUCAACUGUCCUGACAUACUCUUAACAUAAGACAUGGCAUUUGGUGAGUCAGUAGACUCAGUAGAGUCCAGAUCUCCGCCAGGUGUGUCUGCAACGACCGCUGCUGUGAUGAAUGAUGAUUCAAUUGAACCACAAUUGCCCCCACGUCUAGACUGCAAGUGUAUCGGACGCGUUUUUCACUCGCACUUCUCAACAGAUGCGCUCUCAUUUGAAUCUAUGCAGCUGUCUGCACCGGCUCUGUGCAGCUAAACUGCAGUUAACUGUGUAACGCAUCACAUUGACUGUUUAACACUUCCUCUGAACAGAAACUGUCAGUCGUUCUGUGAGUUUAGUUCCAUUCGCUGUUAGCUCUGAUAGCCAAACACACGGCCCACAAGCUCUUUAAAGCUUUUAAACAAAAAAAUGUAAAAAACCUUACACCUUCUAAGACGGGCUUAAUUGCUUGUUAACUCGUUGUAGAACACGCAGAGUUAGAUUUGAAAAUACGCUGGCUCUACACACUGUUUUUCCACACUUUCUCUUUUUCUGUCCACUGAGCAGCAGCUGAACGGCUCUCGUUCUUCAGAGGCAGAUCAUUAAAUUAGCAAAUUAAUUGACAAAAUUCACCCAAAAAUUUGCCCCCCCCCCAAAAACUACUGCCCAGCAGUUGGCAACAGCUAACAGCUAACUAACUCUCCUCCUACCAAUACGGUUCAGUUUGUCAUUUACUAAGCGAUAGUUAUACAUACAUACCUAUACAUGUAAUUGGGUUACCUAGGUGUGCAAAUUAAGAGAGGAACAAUUUCUAAUCCGAAGCGGAAACAAGAGUCCAAAUUGAAGGAGUGAUCCCUGGCUGCCCCUACCGGCUGGUUCAGAGGAAGAAGGAGUUAAUGACGGUAUAAAAUAGUCAAUAAAAUAUGUUUGCAAACAGUGUGAAUCACUGCAACCAUGAGAGGUCCUUGAGCAUACAGUCAUAAAUGAGCACAAAAAAAUAUUAGGCUAAUUCGUCCAGCAGUAUGCAAAAUUAGCCGUGGACAGACAGACAGACAUACAGUGAUGCGCACACACAGCCGAAUACAUAAUCUCCUGGCGGAGAUAAUAAUAAUUGCAAUUGGAGUAGUUAACAGUGUUUAAUUGCAUAAGUAACUAUUUCAUUCUUGCUAAAUGUGUUCCUUGAGGAAAUAUGAUGCUGUGUCGAUUCUGUUUCUCUUCAAACUGAAUGUUCAUAUUGAGUAUGCCUGCAAAUAGUUUGCUGUCAAUGUUUUCAUGUUAUCUGCCCAUGACAAGUAUAGUUUAGGAUGGUUACAGAUGCAAAAUUUUGCUAUAGUGCCUAUGUCUUAAAUCCUAAAGUUUCCUCCCAACUCACUGUUGAUGUGUUGAGCCAGUUCACCGAUGAGUUUCAACAACAGUGAACUGGGAGGAAAAUUAAUAAAAUCAGUAGAGUAUAUCAGUAAAUGAAGAUACCGUAAAUUUUCAAAUAAUGGACUUUCAUGUGGAACAGGUUUACAUUAGAGACAGCUCCUUAUUUGUAAUUUCCCUGUUUCCUGAUCUGCUCCUGUCUUAAUUUGCAGUUGAUGCAAACUCAUCACUUCCAUGUUUACCUCUUAUUUAAAUUCUCCUUUACAUUAUUCUUUUGAUCAUUGAUAAGCGUGAGUGUAGAGUUUCGUUCACUUCCUGCGUAGAUGUUUCAAAUUAAAACCUUCCAGCAAAGAUAAUCCUCCCUUUUUUAAUGUGAAACAUCUGCAGUGAGCGAAACUCACACACUUCAUAUCAGUGAUCAAAAGCAGUUAAGCUACUGUUUAAUUUACAGUAGCUUUACAACGAUGAAAGAAAACUGCACAGUAGAGGCGACUGAGAGUAAUUGAGUGAGUGAAAACAGUAUUUCUUUUAACAAUAGAAAUACACAGUGUUUUACCUGGCCAUUAUUUGAAAACCAGCUUUAAUUUGAGAAUUUCUGGUAUAUAGAAUUUAUGUGUCAAAUAAUCCAAAACUGAUUUAUUGUGACAUAAUGUGGUUCCAAACAGUUUACCACAAUAUUUAUAGAUAAAUUUGCAUUUUGACAUGUCAUAAAGAAAUGACAGAUUUCUGUAACAUCAACCUAAAACAAAAAAGAUAAAGCAGCACAAACGACAAACUCCACCAUUUCCAUUGAGGAUGUAGUGCAGUCAGAGAGAGAGAGAGAUUUGAUUCUUCCUAAUCACCCAUACCGACCAAAGGGAAAAGCUCCCUGCCAUCCCACUCCUCCGUGUUCUCCACAGGAACUACGGCACUGCUCAGAAGAGGAACAGCAACGGUGCAUAGAUUCUUUGUUGUGGUUUUCAGUGGAAACUACUUCAAGGUUGAAGGAUAAAUAGAGACCAUAGAGAGAAUCAUUCCCCCUAUUGCUAUUGCAUCAUUCCAUAUAAAAAAAUGUACUUGAACAAUCAAAGUAUGCUUCUGCAUUCCUAAGGUUCCCUUUCUUUUUAUUCUUUCUUUCUUUUUUCUUUCUUUCUUUCUUUCUUUCUUUGAUCUGUAUUCGAUGCCAUUUCAGAGAGACACUCUGUGUUUAAUUCUCGGCUUGUGACCAUCAUGAAUUUAAAGAUGAUGCCAUGAAAUGAAACUCAGCUGACUUUGGUGAAUUCAUUUCCGUUUCCACUGGAUGCUGGUGUCCGUGUAUACCUAUGGUAUGGGGCAAUCAUCAUCACUGUCUCAUACAGAGGCUCUCCGCUAGAGCCAUGGAAACUCUUUGGACGCUGGCUGUGUUUACCUUCUACCUUGUGUAUAUAUAUUUUUUCACUGACAGCAAACCAAGGAGCACAUUAAGGAUCAAAUGUACAGAUAUGCUCAUUGACCCCCCACUCCCUCCUGUUUACCCCUUGGUCCUUUCUCUGCUUGUUUUGUUCUGCUUUCUGUUUGGCAUGUGCGUAUGUUACCAUAGUAUAAUUUAUUCUACCUGUAUGAAGUAUUAGACUAGUGACAAAUUUGUAUUGGCAUUUACUCCCCUCAGCCUCUUGGUGUGUUAACUGUAACACUGGCGUAACUGUCUGUUCAUUAAAGCUCUACAACUGGACCAAGA
Messenger RNA from Sebastes umbrosus (honeycomb rockfish), 6490 nucleotides. RefSeq names its product paired box protein Pax-7-like. Gene Ontology annotation, molecular function: DNA-binding transcription factor activity, RNA polymerase II-specific; RNA polymerase II cis-regulatory region sequence-specific DNA binding. Lineage: Eukaryota; Metazoa; Chordata; Actinopteri; Perciformes; Sebastidae. The transcript is spliced from 9 exons. The record is from RefSeq and is a predicted model, not a curated record. Gene Ontology annotation, biological process: anatomical structure development; regulation of transcription by RNA polymerase II. The coding region runs from base 409 to 1992 and encodes 527 amino acids.